Alosa sapidissima (American shad) is the source of this 1593-nucleotide messenger RNA. Its product is annotated as CDK5 and ABL1 enzyme substrate 1-like. The transcript has 10 exons. The record is from RefSeq and is a predicted model, not a curated record. NCBI's taxonomy places the organism in Eukaryota, Metazoa, Chordata, Actinopteri, Clupeiformes, Clupeidae. The coding region runs from base 1 to 1524 and encodes 507 amino acids. Gene Ontology annotation, biological process: regulation of cell cycle; nervous system development. Gene Ontology annotation, cellular component: cytosol.
AUGCUGCACAGAUACCCUCUAUCAGUGCUGUUGGCAAAAGAGACUCGUCUGGACAUGGACCCGGUCAUCAGAGAGGCCGCUCUGCACUUCCUGAGGAACAUCUCUCUGGACGGUCUACCACCACAGCGUGCCGACGGGGAGGUUCUGUUGGGUGCAGAGAUGAGGAGUGAGGUCGCCACGUCAACACGCCAGCAUCACAGUGGGAUCACAACGGCGAUUGUGCACAGUGGAGCAAGAGACCUGAUUCAGAGUGAUGAUGCACCUGUAGGUCAGGUGACCACAAACUCACGGACUGUUGCAGAGGCUGCAUCUGACAUCAGCAGCCAUCCUCCUCCUUUUCAUCUCCUCUCUGGUGCUGUCAAAGGGAGGUUCACCCCAGGAGCCCAGAGAGGUCACUCCGGAUCCCUCAAAAAGCAAACACACAGCUUUUCAGACAGCCAGGGCAGCUCUUCCCUGGAGUUGCAGAGGACAAGACGCAGACACACAUUGCAGCGGUUCGAGACCCUGCAGGCCAUCGAGGAAAAUGCUCCCCUCCGCAGAUGCUCAUCAUCAAGCUCUCGUCAACAGAAAAGCUCUAAAAGGGUCCACUUUAUAAAAAACAUGCGACAGCAUGAUACAAGUAAUGGCAGGAUAAUUCUGAUUAGUAUCAGACGAGCUCUUUUCUGUGUGUUUUCUCUUAUACCUUACCGAGAAUACAGCCAUGAUGGCGAUGUGGCACUGGAGAGAAGACACCAGCACCCAUCUGGAGCUAUCGCCACAAAAGAGAUGGUUGUCGGACUGGAAGGUGUCGAGCUUGGUGCUAAAGGCAAGACUGUUUCAUACACCCAGCUGUUGUACCCCACCCAUGCACUGAGCAGAGACUCUGACAUGGGGCAGCAGAGCUCCUCAGACCCUGUCUACCCUGCUGCUCCGUGCGGCUUCCGCCCCAUGUGGAGCAUCAGCACCAAUUGUAAGGAGCAUACAGGAGCUGAUAGAAGAGACCGUACAUACUAUGACCCCAACCUCUUGGAUGAUCCCCACUGGCCAUGUGGCAAACACAAACGUGUGCUUGUCUUCCCUUCUUACAUGACUACUGUCAUUGAAUAUACCAAGCCCAGUGAUCUGAAGAGGGACAUGAAUGACACUUUCAGAGAGAAGUUUCCACACAUUCAAUUGACCCUCAGCAAAAUUCGGAGUCUGAAGAAAGAAAUCCGCAAGUUGGCUCAAGAGGACUGUGGCUAUGAGGAGCCUAUAGUGGCCAUGGCAUUUGUGUACUUUGAAAAGCUGGCUCUCAGAGGCAAGCUGGACAAGGAGAACCGAAAGCUAUGUGCAGGUGCCUGCAUCCUCCUGGCCGCCAAGAUCGGCAGUGAUCUCAAGAGGUUCGAGGUCAAACAGCUGAUUGAUAGGCUAGAGGAGCGUUUGAGGCUGAACAGGAGGGAGUUGCUGGCAUUUGAGUUUCCUGUGCUGGUGGCGCUGGAGUUUAACCUUUACCUGUCUGACCACGAGCUGCUGCCACACUACAGGCGUCUUCUACAGACCGCCUGACACAACAGGAAACCUCACCACCAUUUUCUACAUAGGACUGGUGGACACUAGAGUAAAUAUCAUCAUAAA